GAGCUCCCAAACAGGAGGCAGAACUUGCCUGGAAACUUUCAGAGCAACUGACAAACUUCAGUCAUGGCGGAAAGACGCAUUCCUUUCAGCUUCAUGCAAUCUCCAUCCUGGGACCCUUUCCGGGACUGGUACCAGGGCAGCAGGAUCUUCGAUCAGACCUUCGGAAUGCCGCACCUCUCUGAGGAGCUACCCACCUUUCCCAGCACACACUGGCCGGGAUACAGUCGGCCCUUCGGACAUCCGGAUAUGGCCUCCUUGAUGCACAUGAGUCAGGUGCCCAUGUCCCCCCCAGCGCCCAUGAUGCAGCCCCCGGUGAUGCCCUCCACUUACGGCCGGGCCCUUUCCCGACAGCUGAGCUCUGGAAUGUCGGAGAUAAAGCAGACGCAGGACUCGUGGAAGAUCAGCCUGGACGUGAACCACUUUUCACCGGAGGAGCUAUGCGUCAAGACCAAAGAUGGAGUGGUGGAGAUUACUGGCCAGCACCAAGAAAGAAAAGAUGAGCACGGUUUUGUGUCCAGAAGUUUCACCAGAAAAUACACUCUGCCCCCUGGUGUUGACUCAGAGAACAUCAGCUCCUCUCUGUCUCCUGAAGGAGUUCUGACUGUUGAAGCUCCACUGCCCAAACCGGCCAUCAUGGCCUCUGAGAUCAACAUCCCUGUUAACACAGUCGGCAGCAUCGCCUCGGGAAAGAGUGACAGCACAGCAGCAAAGAAACCUUGAGCUCCACAACACACACAGGCAGCAACUGUUUCACAUAAAUUAAAUAUCUUGCAUGCGCUGGUUUUUCUAGAUUAGAUGUUGGAGAGGAAUUCCCACCUCAUUUUCUGCUCAUCUUUUCUCAUUUUAUGCCCAGAAAUCAAAACAGUUCAAUAGAGUGUGUACUAUGAUUGAAUCUCCUUUAUUAACAUUAAUAAGGAAACUAUUUAUUUUACUGAAUUUAACUUUACAACAUAGAGGACACAGUCACAUUGUAUUUAUGCAAAAUAUGAUUUCUUAUAUUUUUCCCCUUAAAUAUAAGGGGUUAAAUAGGAUUUGGGAUUUUUUAAUGAAGCCUGAAUGAUGUAGGCCUACUGCUUUUCACAGCGGUCUAAAAAAGUUUGUCAAAAUCCUUCAUUAUUAUGAAACAACUUCAACUCAAUAAACUUUCCAAAGUGCUUCAGUUCCCUA
Triplophysa dalaica is the source of this 1167-nucleotide messenger RNA. It is a transcript of the gene hspb1, whose product is annotated as heat shock protein, alpha-crystallin-related, 1. The record is from RefSeq and is a predicted model, not a curated record. The transcript is spliced from 3 exons. Gene Ontology annotation, molecular function: protein folding chaperone. Gene Ontology annotation, biological process: response to heat; protein refolding. The coding region runs from base 64 to 720 and encodes 218 amino acids. NCBI's taxonomy places the organism in Eukaryota, Metazoa, Chordata, Actinopteri, Cypriniformes, Nemacheilidae.